Molecule: messenger RNA, 324 nt
Organism: Dibothriocephalus latus
Lineage: Eukaryota; Metazoa; Platyhelminthes; Cestoda; Diphyllobothriidea; Diphyllobothriidae
Source: the annotation of a GenBank genome assembly
AUGCAAAAGAAGGCGGCCUGGGAGCAUGAGGAGUGUGGAUCGGAGGUCGCGGAGUUCAUGCGCAAGACCUCCACCAUGCCGCGAGACCGCGACCAUAGAGCCAUUCUAGUCGCACCCAGUGAACAGACCUGCACCUAUUGGAUGGAUGGAUUCUGCUACCUCAAAAAGUACAAUCGCGAGAGUGAAUGCUUUGCGGAGGACCUGAACAACUUGGUGCAACUGGAAUUAAGGAUGCGCCUUCUGGGUCUGGACUGGUCGGCCGUGCCCACGACUCCCAUUCCACCUCCGUCCACUUAUCCUGACACAUCGACUCUGCCCUUUUGA